AUGGACAAAGAUUGCGACAUGUUAUAUAAGAACAUCUCUGACCUUUACAAAUCUGAAGAAUUUAAGACCUACGACAACUUUGUUUCAUUAGUUGCAAAAUGUGUAUGGGAAAUAAGAGAUAAAGAUAGUAGGGGUAAGGUAUGGAAUGAACAGAUAAGACCCGCUAUGUUUGAGAUGAAGAGAGCAAUUGACGCCUUGGUUGUUUUAGCAGGUAAGGUUUCAGAAUAUAACGCAAAAAUGAAUCCGCAAUGUUCUAAAUGUAAAGCAGCAAUGAGGAAAUAUAACUACUCCGUCAAAGAGAUAGAACGUAUGCGAAACGACUAUGCAGACUUAAAGAAAGAAGCAGAAAAACCAGCAGAAAAUAAAAUGGAUAUGUUAGCAUUUCUGAACAAAAACUAUCCAACAGCAGAAGAUUUCCUAUUAUCUGACGUCAAGAAGAAGUAUAAAGAAACUUUCGGUAUCGUUAAAACAUUCGAUGUACUGACAGAAGAAAUAGAAGCUACAAAACUGUUUAGGAUUUCAAAUAUACAUCGUACAAUUCAUGUAAAACGCUUAUAA
Trichomonas vaginalis G3 is the source of this 558-nucleotide messenger RNA. Its product is annotated as organellar and viral DNA polymerase type B. The record is from RefSeq and is a predicted model, not a curated record. Bases 1 to 558 code for a protein of 185 amino acids. NCBI's taxonomy places the organism in Eukaryota, Parabasalia, Trichomonadida, Trichomonadidae. The transcript has a single exon.